This is a messenger RNA of Puccinia graminis f. sp. tritici CRL 75-36-700-3, 240 nucleotides long. RefSeq lists its product as uncharacterized. The transcript has a single exon. Lineage: Eukaryota; Fungi; Basidiomycota; Pucciniomycetes; Pucciniales; Pucciniaceae. The coding region runs from base 1 to 240 and encodes 79 amino acids. The record is from RefSeq and is a predicted model, not a curated record.
AUGGUGGAAGUCUCUCUCAGAGAUUGCGACGCCAGGCGAACUCAGCAUUUAAUCAAAGCGCUUUCCACCGACUCCAGACACGUCCAACAGGCACAGCCUGAGCUGAGCAAAUCCCAGGCCCAAGCGAAGGAGAAGAGAAUAACUCCUACGAACCCUCUUAUCAAGAAAACUCCACAAAUUUUUAAGAUGAUUCCGAUAGUGAAACCAAUUCUACGAAUGAUGAACGGACAACCUGGGUGA